Molecule: messenger RNA, 525 nt
Organism: Penicillium longicatenatum
Lineage: Eukaryota; Fungi; Ascomycota; Eurotiomycetes; Eurotiales; Aspergillaceae
Product: bZIP transcription factor
Exons: 1
Coding region: 1-525 (174 amino acids)
Biological process (GO): regulation of transcription by RNA polymerase II
Molecular function (GO): DNA-binding transcription factor activity, RNA polymerase II-specific; RNA polymerase II cis-regulatory region sequence-specific DNA binding
Source: RefSeq, a predicted model, not a curated record
AUGAACAUCCUUAACCCUACGCCUGAAACCCAAUUCAUGCCUCCACCAAUCCAACGUCGCCACUACACCAAAUCUACCAUGCCUCGCCCCCAAGUCCCCUCCAUGAGAGAAAAACAGCUCGAGCGGAACCGGGUCGCCGCGAACAAAUGUCGCGAAAAACGAAAGCAAGAGCACGCGAAGAUGCAAAACGCCCUGGAUAUCCAGGCAGCCCGGCACAAAAACCUGCAAGCCGAAGUGGGGUUUCUCAAGGAAGAAAUCUGGUAUCUGAAAAACGAACUCUUUGUUCAUGCCAAAUGCGACGAUCAGUUCAUCAAUUCUCAACUUGACGAGAUGGCUAGUCGGUUUACACAGGGUGCGGGCGACCCGACUCGAUGUCCUUCGCCUUCUUUUUCGGUCAGCACGCGGUCGGACCAGUCAGUAGUGGAUCAUGGGACGACGUCAAAGACGGCAAAGGAUGGGGACACGGCCCGGGAAUUUUAUGGUGGUGGGCUGUUUGAUAGUUUUGUCGAUGUACCAAAUAUGUGA